CUCUACACAUGCAAGGUCAAGGAAAAGGAGUACAUUUUAAUCAACACACUUAAGUCAGGAGGGGUCACUACGGUAUGGACAGGUCUUAAUGACAUAAACGAAGAAGGUGUCUACACCUGGGUGGAGGACAACUCUGUCAUUGAUGAUAAUUGGAAUUUUUGGGGACCAGGUUCGUCUAUUUAUUAACGUACUAUAUCAAUGAUAUUCAUCGAUUUAUUUAAAUUCAAAAACAAUUUCAUUGUAUCACAACUUGAUUUGUUUUACAUUAAGGACUUAUGAAGUACUUAACAGAGGGUAACUUUGUACAGAGGAUAACUUUACUCAGAGGGUAAUUUUGCUCAGAGGGUAACAUUGCCCAGAGGGUUACUUUGCUCAGAUGGUAACUUCGCUCAGAGGGUUACUUUGCUCAGAGGGUUACUUUGUAACUUUGCUCAGAUGGUAACUUUGCCCAGAGGGUAACUUCGCCCAUAGGGGUAACUUUGCUCCUUAUAAUCAUAUGCUAGAACUCGUCUGUCUUUUGAAUAGAUGAAUGCCGUAAUUGUAGGAGCUCGCUCGUGGGGGGAGGGGGGGGGGGCUAGAAUCACUCACAAUUGAAACGCCACGCCGGGGGUUUAAGGCUGUGAGGGAUAGCAGGACUAUUCAUAUUUGCAUGUUUCUAAUUUAUGCUAGAACUCGUCUGUCUUUUGAAUAGAUGAAUGCCGUAAUUGUAGGAGCUCGCUCGUGGGGGGAGGGGGGGGGGGGCUAGAAUCACUCACAAUUGAAAAGCCACGCCGGGAGUUUAAGAUAGUGAGGGAUAGCAGGACUAUUCAUAUUUGCAUAGUUCUCAUUUUAGAAAAGAAAAAAAAAGAAGAAAAAGGUAAAACCUUUUUUUAAACAAUUGUAUUUCCUGCUGCGUUAUUUUUUUUUUUUAAAGAAUUGCAUCAAUCUUGUAAUAUUUAGGUGUUUUUUUUUUUUGGUUUUUGUUUUUUUUGUGUGGAAAAUCCAACUUCCGGCAAUAACAAUGGCGAUCAGAUAAUUUUUUUUAUUUUUUUUAAACAUUCUCUAUUUCUUGUCGUAUUUUCAUUUGUCCUGUCUGCCGAGGAAGGCUCUUAGCCGAUACGUUUAUACCUGGCUGGCCUGUCUUUCGAUUCAAGCUUCCACAUACAGUGUUUUCACUAUCUCCUUGUCUUUACAGGUAACCCGGAUAACUCCGGUGACAUAGAGGAUUGCGUCGAAUAUCAUCUGCGGUUUAACGACCACAUAUGCGCCACUUCCGAGUAUUACCUCUGUGAGAUGACACCACAACGUCUCUGAGACGACACAAAUGCGUAUUUGAAACCAUUUUGAAGGAAGUUUACUAUGGG
This is a messenger RNA of Lymnaea stagnalis (great pond snail), 1343 nucleotides long. NCBI's taxonomy places the organism in Eukaryota, Metazoa, Mollusca, Gastropoda, Lymnaeidae. The record is from the annotation of a GenBank genome assembly.